CAGAGAGAAGGAACACCCCUCCCACCAUCCACACCACGGCUUACUGAGGGCACUGCUUUCUCCUCGAGCAAGACACCACCGCUCUCUCUCCUUCCUUCCUUCCCUCUCUCUCCCUCUCUCUCUUUCCAUCUCGGCGCAGAGGGAGUACUCGACCGGCCAGGCAGACUCAAAGAAGCAACAGACACACUCCAUACUGCACGAACAAGUUUCCACAAACUGAAAACGUCCAUUUUUUUUUUUUUACAAUUGGAGUACCCAGGUAGACACUGUAUGAUUCAGCAAGUCACGUUCAUCAUCAUCAUCAUCUAACCCUUAUCAUCCUCUACAAAAUCAUCUGUGAUUCUCGGCGAACACUUUCCAAUUUCAGGCUUGGUGUGGACACAUCUGACUCAGCAUGUACCUGGAGAACAAGAGCACCCUGGAGAUGUCCCAGCCCUCCAGCCAGGCCCACCAGGGGCGGGCAGCCUUGCGGUCGGCGGAGGCCGUGGCGGGGAACUUUGGCGAGCUGCGUCUGCUCCAGGGCAUGUCGGGGCGGAGGGAGGCCCAGAAACUCCAGCAGCAGGCGGCCGCGGGCCCACCCACCCGGCACUGCAUCAUCCACACUGAGGGCUUUCACCAGGACGACGGGCACAACAUCAGCAUGGUGAAUCUCCUCAAGGGGAAAGGGAGCCAGAGCAGCUACACAGAGAGGUCCCCUCUGCUGUGCUUCACUCACGAGGACAGGACCUCGGAGGACACAGGGUGUGGGGGUGGAGACGAGCCGUGGGACUGCAGCGCUACAGAGCUGGAGAGGAGGUGUCGUCUGGGGAGCGAGGUCAACAGCCUGUCCCUGUCGCGGUCUUCCAACGCGGAGAAGGGCGAUGCUUUAGAACACCUCAACUUCAAGCUCUCCAGUAACAUGAGAUGCUGCAUCAGGAACUCCAAGGUCGCCUGCAUCUUUACUUUAGUCGUCCUGUCUUCUUUGUUCUUCAGCAUGUACCCAGAUCGAGACAACCCCUGGAAGAUGCUGGCCGUGUCUUCCACAGAGAGCUUCUCAAUGAACCUGACGGAUUUCCGUGACAACGCCCUGCUAAAGCUGCAGGUGGGCGGGCCCUUUGUUGGAGGGAUGGUUGAUCUGACCAAUCAGGAGUACAUCCUGAUCCAGGUGGAACAGAACGAGGAGGCGGGGCCUAGGAGGAGGCGGGCUCAGCAGGUGUUCUAUAACUGGACCAUACCCCUCCACUCUGAACGCAGCAACCACAUCCUCACAACCAGAACGUUUGAGAUGUUGAGCAGCGAGCCCAUCCUGAUCACCGUGCAAGCCUUCCUCCUGGACACCCAGGUGGUGCCUCUCUCCAUCACCCACCAGUCCCUCUUCGUCACCGUGGAAACCCAGGUGGUCAUUGCCGGGGCCAUCCUGGCGGGCGUCUACGUGCUCAUCAUCUUUGAGAUCGUCCACCGAACCCUGGCGGCCAUGCUGGGCUCCCUGGCUGCCCUUGCUGCCCUGGCCAUCAUCGGAGAUAGACCCAGCCUGAUGACAGUGGUGGAGUGGAUUGACUAUGAAACCCUGGCCCUCCUGUUCGGGAUGAUGAUCCUGGUGGCUGUUUUUUCAGAUACAGGUUUCUUUGACUACUGUGCCGUGAAGGCGUACCAGCUGUCCAGAGGCAGGGUGUGGCCCAUGAUCAUGAUCCUGUGUCUCAUCGCUGCCAUCCUCUCCGCCUUCCUCGACAACGUCACCACCAUGAUGCUGUUCACCCCCGUCACCAUCAGGUUGUGCGAGGUGCUUAAUCUGGAUCCGAGACAUGUCCUGAUUGCUGAAGUAAUCUUCACCAACAUUGGAGGGGCGGCUACAGCGGUUGGAGACCCACCCAACGUCAUUAUCGUAUCCAAUCAGGACCUGCGCAAAAACGGGAUCGAUUUUGCCGGUUUCACGGGUUACAUGUUUCUGGGAAUCUGCCUGGUCCUCCUAACCUCCUUCCCCUUCCUGAGGAUGCUCUACUGGAACAAGAAGCUCUACAACAAAGAAUCCAGUGAAAUUGUGGAGCUCAAACAUGAGAUCCGUGUGUGGCGGGCGACGGCCCAGCGCAUCAACCCAGCCAGCCGGGAGGAGACGGCCGUCAAGUGCCUCCUGAUGCAGAAGGUGCUCAACCUGGAGAGCCUCCUGCGCAAGACCAUGAAAACAUUCCAGAGGCAGAUCUCUCAGGAGGAUCAAAACUGGGAGCAGAAUAUUCAGGAGCUGCAGAAAAAGCACCGAAUCACCGACAAAAUCCUCCUGGUCAAGUGUAUUGCUGUCCUGGGAGUGGUGAUCGUCAUGUUCUUCCUCAACUCCUUUGUUCCCAGCAUUCAUCUGGAUCUGGGGUGGAUCGCUAUCCUGGGGGCCCUGUGGCUGCUGGUGCUGGCAGACAUCCAGGACUUUGAGAUCAUCCUGCACAGGGUGGAGUGGGCCACGCUGCUGUUCUUCGCUGCCUUGUUCGUGCUCAUGGAGGCUCUGGCUCAGCUGCAGCUAAUCGACUACAUCGGGGAACAGACGGCCCUCCUGAUAAAAGCGGUUCCCGAGGACCAGCGCCUGGCCAUCGCCAUCAUCCUGGUCAUGUGGGUGUCCGCUCUGGCCUCGUCUCUCAUCGACAACAUCCCCUUCACCGCCACCAUGAUCCCUGUCCUCAUCAACCUGAGCCAGGACGCAGACGUCAACCUGCCUUUGAAGCCCCUGAUCUUCUCCCUGGCCAUGGGGGCCUGCCUAGGAGGUGAGUGA
Molecule: messenger RNA, 2731 nt
Organism: Hypomesus transpacificus
Lineage: Eukaryota; Metazoa; Chordata; Actinopteri; Osmeriformes; Osmeridae
Gene: oca2
Product: oculocutaneous albinism II
Exons: 22
Coding region: 395-2731 (778 amino acids)
Biological process (GO): melanocyte differentiation; transmembrane transport; melanin biosynthetic process
Cellular component (GO): melanosome membrane
Source: RefSeq, a predicted model, not a curated record